UGGUAUUGCAAUUUCUAUAUUGCUAAAAUUCUUUGUCGAUUCCAGGCACCGGAUCCAAAUUCCGAAUCCAAGUAUCACUUGAGCUACAUCUCUACUGAGCCUAAAAUUUAAUCUUACCCUGUAUUCUGACGAGAAUCACUGGAAAGAAAAUGCUAAAAAGACGCAGAGGAAGUGUUGGUAAAGCCAUGGCUAUGCUGCUUUUCGGCCUCAUUUGGUUAUCAUUUCUUGCAGAUGUAGGGAUUGUAGCAGCCCAAGAUGAAUGCUUGCCCACCCGGUGCGGCAACGGCACAGAAAUCCGGUUCCCCUUCUGGCUAAAAGGGCAUCAGCCGGAUCGUUGCGGCUAUCCAGGCUUUGAGCUAACUUGCUCUCCCAGCAACGCCACAGAGAUGGAGCUCCAGUACCCGAUUACGGCUUCAACCAACAAUAUAGUGAUCCCUUUACGCGUUACACUUGGGAUUUAUGAGAUUGAUUACAAAUCCCAGGUGUUGACCAGUGAUAGAAUUACUGUUCCUGAAUGCCUCCCCAGGCAGGUUCCUCAGGUGAAUUCAUCUGCCUCGCCAUUCGGGGUAGUUAGUGUCUUCAGUAUUGAUGGCUUCAGUUUGUUUAAUUGUUCUACUUCUUCCAACAACGGUACUAGAAUUCAUUCCAGAAUUGGAUCGCCUGUUCCUUGCCUUAGUUCCCCUGCAUUCCAAGUCCUUUACUUGGAUUCCAUCUAUAGUAUUUCUGACUUUGCGCAGCCAUCUUGUGUAAAGAUGUACAACAUUUCUUAUGUUCCAAAAGCUGUGUUUACUGGGCAAGAGCAAUAUGAACAUUAUAGUCCUUAUGAUUAUGUUCGUCUCAAUUGGUCCAAACCAUCUUGUGCAAAUUGUGAGGCAAAAGGGGAGUAUUGCAGCUUAAAGAUCAAUGGCACAAAUGAUGAAACGGAAUGUGUUGACAUUCCUAUCCAGCCUGGGGAUGGUUCAUCCAACAAAAAAGCAAUAAUUGCCGGUGUAACAGUAGCUGUGGUCGUUGUAUUCACAGUUCUCCUUGUGUUGUCUGUCGUUUUCAUAUCGGAAAAAAGAAAGAAAGAGGAGCAGAAAAAGUUUGAGAAAUUUCUGGAGGAUUACAAAGCUCUGAGGCCUAUAAGAUUCUCUUAUGCUGAUAUAAGAAAAAUAACAUGUCAAUUUAAGGAGAAAUUAGGCCAAGGAGGUUAUGGAACAGUGUACAAAGGAAAGAUCUCUGAUGAUACAUUGGUUGCUGUUAAGGUCCUCAGCAAUUUUAAAGGGAAUGGCGAAGAAUUCAUCAAUGAAGUAGGUACAAUUGGCAGAAUUCACCAUAUAAAUGUGGUUCGGCUGGUGGGAUUUUGUGCAGAUGGCUACAGGCGGGCACUCGUGUAUGAGUUCUUGCCAAAUGAUUCCCUCCAUAAGUUCAUAUCUUCCGGGAAGCAGCUGGUUCGUUGGGAAAUGCUGGAACAAAUUGCCAUUGGCAUAGCCAAAGGGCUUGAUUAUCUUCAUCAGGGAUGCAAUCAAAGAAUUCUUCACUUUGAUAUUAAACCACAUAAUAUCUUGCUAGAUCAGAAUUUUAGUCCUAAGGUUGCUGAUUUUGGCCUGGCCAAAUUAUGUUCGAAGGAGCAAAGCAUAGUGUUCGUGACUGCUGCCCGAGGGACAAUAGGCUAUAUUUCAGCUGAGAUGUUCUCUAGAAACUAUGGUAAUGUAUCUUACAAAUCUGAUGUUUAUAGUUUCGGCAUGUUGUUGCUUGAUAUGAUUGGAGGAAGAAAGAACUUUCACGCUGGGGCAGAUGAUAGCAGUCAAAUCUAUUAUCCAGAGUGGGUGUAUAAUCAACUGGAGAAAGGAGAAACCUUUUCAAUCCAAAUUGAUGAAGAGAAAAACAGUAAAAUAUUCAAGAAAUUGGCAAUUGUGGGGCUUUGGUGCAUUCAGUGGUAUCCUGCUGACCGGCCUUCCAUGAAAGCUGUGAUUCAAAUGCUGGAAGGAGAAAACUUGCCAAUCAUGCCGCCAAACCCUUUUGCUUCCUCAAAAGUUGGAAAGACUGAUGGAAGCUUUUCCACUUGGGAGGGAGAUAGCAUUUCUGAAGCAAUUGAGGGCAAUUGUUAACCUUUUUUUUUUUUUUUCCUGUGGUAGUAUAUCGUUUACUAAUAUUCAGCAUAUAUCAAAUACAUUCAGGCUAGAAAAUGCUGCUUUCUUCAGAAAUGUUCCCACUUCUGCUGUUAGAAUUGUUUCUGAUAGUGUUAGUUUAAUCAUAGCUGUGGAAUGUGGAGGCUCCCUGCUAUGGAAUUCAAGUGUUUUGGACCUUUGGUACUGUGUAAUGGGUGUAUAGAUGAGGAUUUACUGAUGUACAUACGGCUGUUGUGCCUUGAUUAAUAAAAAGUUACUUUGCUAAAAAAAUAAAGUCAUCUUUUCAGUUC
Molecule: messenger RNA, 2401 nt
Organism: Coffea eugenioides
Lineage: Eukaryota; Viridiplantae; Streptophyta; Magnoliopsida; Gentianales; Rubiaceae
Product: rust resistance kinase Lr10-like
Exons: 2
Coding region: 150-2090 (646 amino acids)
Biological process (GO): protein phosphorylation
Molecular function (GO): polysaccharide binding; ATP binding; protein kinase activity
Source: RefSeq, a predicted model, not a curated record